Entrophospora candida is the source of this 500-nucleotide messenger RNA. The record is from the annotation of a GenBank genome assembly. Lineage: Eukaryota; Fungi; Glomeromycota; Glomeromycetes; Entrophosporales; Entrophosporaceae.
AUAGAGCUUUAAUUCAAAGAUUUGCUGAUUGCAGUUUGAAUCAACAACAGGCUUCAUUAGCUUUUUCAAAAAAACUUACUAUGAGUUUAAUCCCAAAUCAUAGAAAAAUAGCUCAACAACAAAGAAGAGCUAGAGAGAGAGAAGCAAAUAAACAUGCAUUAGAAAUACCAAAUGUAUUUAAAACAAGCUCACAACCAAAAGAAAAUAAUAAUAUCUUACCUCCAAAUUGCAGGAAAAUUGCUCAGAAAAAAAGAAGAGCUCAAGAACAAGAAAUAUGUGAACUUACUACAGAUCCUAGGACAUUAAUACAAUCAAAAAAAAGACAUCUUACUUCAUCUUCUCAAACUCAUCCAAAAUUUGAUAAAUAUUCUAAAGAAUUUCGGCAAAGCAUUCGACAAUACAAUGCAGCCCAUGUUUUUACUUCUCUUGGAAUAAAUCCAUUCUUAAUGGUCAUGGACCAUACAGUUUUUGUGUUAAUGGAGAAUUAUGUCACUAUAUGG